ACUUGCCCAUUUGUGAAUCUGGCUUCUCAACUCCUCGCUUCACUUCACCUGUGCCUCCCAGUUCCGUGCACUUUGCAGGCGCCCGCCCGCCCCUCGGCCACCUCUGCCGCGUGCCGGGCACCUCCUCUCGCGCUCUCCCUGCUCGCCCACCCACCUCCCGCCGCCCCGUGCCACGCUGGUUUGGGUGGCUGCUCCGCGCUGGGUUUCUCCUCCACUCCUCUUUCCCUCUGGUCCUUCCUGUUCUCUUCCUCCGGCUGCUGCUGCUGCUUUUCAUGCAGUUGGGAACCCAGGACGCAGGCGGCUGCUCCGUGGCGCUCUUCCAGAACGCGCGGGGUUAACUGCCUCCGCGCCCUUCCGCGGAGACUCCGAGGAACACGCGAAGAACUCUCCCACCUGCAGCCCCCUUUUGCCUGGCAGUUCUGCAUUGCAUCGCAUGGAAGUGGAAAAAGAAAAAAAAAAAAUGUUCAAACUGCUUGGAUGUUGGGAUAAAUUAAGCUGAACCUACUUGGGUCUCCUGCUGCCUCCUCCUCUUCCUUCGUUUGCACCUUUCCUCUGUGUGGCUUCCCGGAGUGUGCAGUUAAAUCAUCAGACCAGAGGUGCCUAGAGAUCAGGAGGAAGACGCCUCUCUGACAUGUGUGGCAUUCCGGGGCUCCCUAGGAGGGUUGCUAUACCUGGGUGGACUUUGGAAUCCUAAAUUUCAGCCCCAGGAAAGAGGGGCUUCCUAUCUUUUUUUGUUUUUUUUUUUAACUGAUUCAUCAUCUGUCUUGAAAGCGCUUGUUCCUUCCCUCUUUCCAAAAUUCGGGCAAGUCUUCCUCCUGCUAUGAUGGGCCCCUGGGCAUCAUGAACUUCAUUAUUCCUCACUGGCUGGAAUUCAAACUGCCCAUCUGUAGUGGUCCAGUGCGUUGACCAUGCACCUGAGAAUCCACGCAAGACGGAGCCCUCCUCGCCGGCCGGCCUGGACGCUUGGGAUCUGGUCCCUCUUCUGGGGAUGUAUCGUCAGCUCUGUGUGGAGUUCCUCUAAUGUAGCUUCCUCCUCCUCCUCCUCUUCCUCGCCGGGGUCUCACUCUCAGCACGAGCACCAUUUCCAUGGCAGCAAGCAUCACUCAGUGCCUAUUUCUAUCUAUCGCUCCCCUGUUUCCCUUCGAGGAGGGCACGCUGGCGCUACGUACAUCUUUGGGAAAAGCGGAGGCCUCAUCCUCUACACCUGGCCGGCCAAUGACAGGCCCAGCACGCGCUCUGACCGCCUUGCCGUGGGCUUCAGCACUACCGUGAAGGAUGGCAUCUUGGUGCGCAUCGACAGUGCUCCAGGCCUUGGCGACUUCCUCCAGCUUCACAUAGAACAGGGGAAAAUUGGAGUUGUCUUCAAUAUUGGCACAGUUGACAUCUCUAUUAAGGAGGAGAGAACCCCUGUAAAUGAUGGUAAAUACCACGUGGUGCGCUUCACCAGGAACGGUGGCAACGCCACACUUCAGGUGGACAACUGGCCUGUGAAUGAACAUUAUCCCACAGGCAACACUGAUAAUGAACGCUUCCAAAUGGUAAAACAGAAAAUCCCCUUCAAAUAUAACCGGCCCGUAGAGGAGUGGCUGCAGGAAAAAGGCCGGCAGUUAACCAUCUUCAACACCCAGGCGCAAAUAGCCAUCGGUGGAAAGGACAAAGGACGCCUCUUCCAAGGCCAGCUUUCUGGGCUCUAUUAUGAUGGUUUGAAAGUAUUGAACAUGGCAGCUGAGAAUAACCCCAAUAUUAAAAUCAACGGAAGUGUCCGGCUGGUGGGAGAAGUCCCAUCAAUCUUGGGAACAACACAGACAACCUCCAUGCCACCAGAAAUGUCUACCACUGUCAUGGAAACCACCACUACAAUGGCUACUACCACAACCCGCAAGAAUCGCUCUACAGCCAGCAUUCAGCCAACAUCAGAUGACCUUGUUUCAUCUGCUGAAUGUUCAAGCGAUGAUGAAGACUUCGUUGAAUGUGAGCCGAGUACAGCAAACCCCACGGAGCCGGGAGUCAGACGGGUUCCGGGGGCCUCAGAGGUGAUCCGGGAGUCGAGCAGUACAACAGGGAUGGUCGUCGGCAUUGUGGCUGCUGCCGCCCUCUGCAUCUUGAUCCUCCUGUACGCCAUGUACAAGUAUAGGAACAGGGACGAGGGGUCCUAUCAAGUGGACGAGACGCGGAACUACAUCAGCAACUCGGCCCAGAGCAACGGCACGCUCAUCAAGGAGAAACAGCAGAGCUCGAAGAGCGGCCACAAGAAACAGAAAAACAAGGACAAAGAGUAUUAUGUGUAAAAAUGACACCGCUAACAAUACGUGAAUUUAAAACACAGAAUUAUUUAUAUAUAAAUAUAUGAAUACUUGGGAAAUGAGAUUUAACAGAUGUCAGAACUGUGAUAACUAUGAGACGGGGUAUAUACCAUGACUAUGGUGGGGAAAACCAUUUUUAAAAGGACACACAUAAAGAUGUACUUACCUAUAAUGUUCAGCCAGGGCUGCUUUGAUUCAGUCAUCACUCGGAGACAGAACAUUCUUUCUGCCCUGCUGUAUCAUAAAGCACACACUUUGCCCUCUGGAGCAAGCUGGUGGCUCCCCCACUUUCGAAGACUUGGAAGCUUCCUUCUCUUGAGAACCUUUCAGCCAAGGUAGAAGACUUCAUGGCUUACUUGUUCCAUAACUCCAAGUGAGUCUGUAAUGAUGUUUGUGAAGCUUGACUGUAACAAUGUUUUUCUUUUGGUUUAAUUAUGUAAAAAACAAAAGCAAAAAAAGAAAAGAAAAAAGUUAAAAACAAACAAAAAAAAAACCACCCUUAUCUGGUUCUGGCCAGUGUGCGUGUAACUUUUCAAGAUCUGAGGGGAAAAAUGGCUUUGGGUUUUUGUUUAUUUUUUGAGAAUGACUGGACAUAAGAAAAAGAAAAAAAAAAAACUCAGAAAACAAAAGUAAGAGAGACUAUUGCCAUAUGAACUCAAAAGCUACCAUGGUGUUCACUCUACAUAUCAGGUUGUGGUGUUUCUAGAAUCUGUUGUUUGUUUCCUAUGAGAUGCUUUGCUGAAAACAUAGCAAAAUCAUGUGAUGGAUGAUAAUAUUGAUUUGAAAAGCUUGUCCCUCAGGAUCUAAUUCCAGAAUUUGCCACCCAAACCCUGAACAGAUAGGGUUAGGGCUGGUUUUAUCAGAGCUAUUGGCUUUACUUAACAAUAUAGUUCCUGUCCAUUAGCCCAGCCAAAUUGUGGUAAAGGAGAAAGCCCCACAAACUCACACAGAGCCUUUCCUAGGGAAGGGGAAGGGGGGGUGGGCUGGAUCUGUGAGUGAUUGAAAUGCAUGCAAAUAUGAAAGAAAAGACAAUGCCAAAAGUCUGUUCAAGAAUCCAAACAGACAAUAGGGGAGUUCAACUUGUGACGGAAACACAAAAGGUCGCACAAGCCAAACGUGGCACCACAGAGUGCAAAAUACAUAGUUCUUUCCCCGCCCCCAACGUGUUUUUCAUAGUGGUUUAAUUUUGUAGCCUAACACUUUCGGAUAACUUUAUCGUUCCAUUUGCUCACAUCUCCUUUCACCCAUCUUUUCUAAAAAUAAAUAAAUAAAUAAAUAAUGAAUAAAGCUGCUGUGACACACACACAAAAAAGGAAUUUAAUAGUAUAAUAUAUAUAUAAAUAAAUAUAUAUACAGAUAUAUUUAUCAUGGUAUGUUUGAUGAGAUGGCUGAAACAGAACAACUGUUCAAGUCUUGAAGUGGAAUGAGAAUGUUGUUUUAGAAGAAAAUAACAAAACAACAAAAAAGUAAACCUUAAAAUGUGAAGAAAGUGUGAGUUUUAGUUUUGUCACAGUUAACUGUGUCAAAGAGAAUAAAAAAUCUCAGAUUUUGUUUACAUAUUUUACUACAUUUUUGCUGGUAUAAUUCCUUAGCCACCUAUGUACAUACUGCUUUCAGAACUGUUCUUUCCUUUCUAUUUGUUUAUUUCGGUUUGUGUGGGUUAUAUUCCAGUUGUCUUUCUUUCUUUUUGAAAAAAAGGAAACAAUGUACAGAAAAACAAUAAACUGGUUGUGUGGCCAUAGCUAUCCAAAAAGCAGGAGACAAAGAGAGACAAAUAUUCACACAAAAAGGAAGUGUGUCCUCUGGAGGGUCAGAUAUACACAAUUUCUUUUGUACAGAUGAAAAUCAAUCAGCUGUUUAGAUUUAGAAAUCUAUUCUUGCUGGUCUUCGUAAGUUGCAUGAAUAUUUGACUAUGAAAAAAUAUCUUAAAGACAUGGGGCGAAAAGCGCGAUCUAAACAAUGGUAGCGUUUACUAAUGUGUAUGGAAAGAGGUGUUCCUCAUUAUCUGAUAUUUCAGUGUAUUAAGAACUUUGGAUUUUUUUUUGUUGUCUUUAAAAGAGACAGGAUUAUAAAGAGAUGUCCAAGCACGAUUUUAGAUAACCUAAUGGCCCAACCUAUAUGAAGUUGAUUAUAUCUCGAUGUCUGUCAAGAUUGCUGUUCUUGGAGUCUUGAGGUCUUGUGAACUGAUUUCCUGCUUUCUUUCUUCACAUUUUUUUAUUUGAGUAAAAAUACAUUUGUUAUAUUCCUUUUAGUGUAAGUUUCUAUUUGGACAAUUUUAUGGGAACAUGUGCAUUCUGUAUGUGAGCUUCUAUCAUAUUCCUGUUGUUUUAUGAGCAGACUCUUGAGGAAUUUAUUUUAUGAUGUUGUGACGUUGCUGCUUUUUCUUUUCUCUUUUCUCUUUUAUUUCAUAUUUGCAUUUUCGUUCAAGGAUAUGCUUAGCAAUAAAAUGUUCUUCCCAAAA
Ceratotherium simum simum (southern white rhinoceros) is the source of this 4764-nucleotide messenger RNA. The record is from RefSeq and is a predicted model, not a curated record. Lineage: Eukaryota; Metazoa; Chordata; Mammalia; Perissodactyla; Rhinocerotidae.